AUGUCUCUGAAGAGUAUUAUUCAUUAUGGUGUUGAUUUAUCUUUAAUAGCGAUGCUGUUGGCAGGGAUACGACAUCAAACUGGCUAUGUUUUUGCAUACGAACGGUACGAUUUUGCCAGGUUAAUUUAUGGAUAUUUGCAAUGGGGUGAGACGUGUUACGACAAACUAGUGAAGUAUGUGAAGGGAUCUCCUAGGUUCAGGAAACAGCUGAAAAAUGUUGAUGACUUUUCCAGCGAACUGGAAGAAGAUAUCAACGAUUACAAGAAGAGGAAAACUGACAGGUUUUUACCUAGACGUUGA
Messenger RNA from Kazachstania africana CBS 2517, 300 nucleotides. RefSeq names its product Mco12p (gene MCO12). NCBI's taxonomy places the organism in Eukaryota, Fungi, Ascomycota, Saccharomycetes, Saccharomycetales, Saccharomycetaceae. The record is from RefSeq and is a predicted model, not a curated record. The coding region runs from base 1 to 300 and encodes 99 amino acids. The transcript has a single exon. Gene Ontology annotation, cellular component: cytoplasm.